AUCAUCCAAACGAUUCAAAUGUGAAUGUGUUAUCUUUUACCGAUUUUUUUAAAAGAAGUUUUCUAAAAGAUUUUCUAAAAAUUUUUAAUUAAAAUUAGGAUUACAUAGAACGUACCCACGACAACAGAUCCAUGUACGAUAUAUGUUGAGUUAAAAUAUUCAAACGAUCGACACACACAGAUGGUGAAGUUUAAUAACUUAUGAAAAAUAUAUAACGGAUUUAAUUCUACUGCUUAUUAUGAUGAAACGUUUGAGGAAAUUUUUAUACUUUUGUGUUUCAUUGUUGCACGUUUGUCAUAUACACGGAGAAAUAUUUUCAUCUGUAUAUAAACUGUCUAUAAUAUCCAAGGAGGAAGGAAAAUUACUGUCAGCUUUUAAUAAAUACAUAUCUACACAAGCCAGAGAUCAGAAAUCAAUAUCGUUUGAGCUUCAAAGAUUAUUAAAUGACCUAGAACCAAUAGUAACAGAGAGUUUUCAGGAUCCAAGAUAUGCAGAACAUCCAAUAAAUGCCUUCCACUUGAUAGGUCGAUUUGUUUAUAAAUGGCCAGUUGUUUAUAGCAGUAUUCUAUGUGAAGAUUGUACAUUAGACGAUGCUGCAUCAGAUUUAAAUGCAACCUAUCAAGUUGUUACUAGAAAAAUUGGUCACUGGCCAGAUGAGUACGACGUUCAAGCAUCAGCACAGGCGUUAUUACGCCUGCGCACGUUUUAUUAUUUCAACAUCGACGAGGCAAUCAAUGGUGUUCUUUUUGAUGAGCAUUGUCAACCGCUUAAUCCGUCACAGAUACUCAAGAUUGUUAGUAUAGCUAAAGACAGCAGCAUGCUGAAUGAGGCAAGACUUUGGAGUGAAGCUUUACUGCGCAGACUUCCGUUUACUUCCUUCCUAGACGAAAAUGUAAACGAGGCUUCAAUCCUUAAAGUAGUGUCGUCCAUAUAUGAACAGGCAGGGUUGCAUCAUAAAGCAUUAGCAAUUUUAGGGAGUUUAAUCACAGAUGAACACAACGAAGUCUUAAACGAAAAUGAACAAAUUGAUAUUAACGAGGAGGAGGAAGCCGACAUAUCGUUUGUUAGAGAGGAAUAUGAUGAUGCUUAUAAACAGUUAUGUAGAGAGAACCAAAAAACUCCAAAAGAAUCAUCGAAACUCUACUGUUAUUUAAGUAGUACAGUUAUACCAUAUUACAAAGGAAAGGUAGAAAUUGCUAAUCUUCAACCCAAAAUAUUUUUAUUCCAUGACGUCAUAUCAGAGAGAGAAGCACUGCAUCUACGUAAUGAAGGCAGCAAAGAGUUUCAUAGAUCCAAGCUUGGCCAGGGACAACUCAGCGGUUCAGAGGUAGAUAAAACAAGAGUGAGUGAAACCGCAUGGUUGCAUGAUAAACCCGGAAUAGUUAUAAGGGCGACACAGAGAGUUGGACUGCUUACAGGUUUAAAAACGAAAUCAUCUCCAUUGCUCAGCAACACCGAACCAUUCCAGAUAGUGAAUUAUGGGAUAGGAGGAAUGUAUAACCCACAUUAUGAUACUUUUGAGAAACCAUUAUGGGGUCCAAUAAGUGAAGAUGAACCAGAUGAUUUGAGGGGAACGGGUGAUAGAAUAGCUACCUGGCUAUUUUAUUUAAAUGAUGUUAAAGUUGGUGGAGCAACAGUAUUUCCAAACAUAAAUACUCGGAUUCCUGUUAUUCAGGGAGGUGCUGCCUUCUGGUAUAAUUUACUACCUAGUGGACUAACUGAUAAUAGAACAGUUCACGCAGGCUGUCCAGUUGUAAUUGGGUCUAAAUGGGUUGGUAACAAGUGGAUACGUGAAGCUGGCCAGAUGUUCAGGAGACCGUGCGAUCUACACCCGUAAUAGUCUUUCAAUUACCAACAACGAUUUUCUGCACAAUACUAAUUAAUGAACUUAAUAAGUGAAACUCGUAUUAAUUUUGAACUGUAUGUUUGCAGCUUAAAAUUCAAUAUAUAUUGAAUAGGAUUAAUAUUUUGAAAAAAUAACUAGUUUUUUUCCACGAGAGCAAGUUAAGAAGGAUAUGAACAUUAUUUUUUUUCGCGAUUUUUUCGUUUUGGUACUGUUUGUAUAGCCGACAGGAACUAGCCUUCUUUGUAAAAGGAAUUACGGACUUGGAAACUGCGUUUGUUAAAACUUGAUGGUAACGGGUUUGCCAUAUGAAAUUGAAAUUUUAUUCUGAUAUGAAUAGAAAGUUCAUAUACUUGCUAAGUUUCAAGAAGGGCAAUUUUACUUUUUUACAUUACCUUUCU
Molecule: messenger RNA, 2244 nt
Organism: Mytilus californianus (California mussel)
Lineage: Eukaryota; Metazoa; Mollusca; Bivalvia; Mytilida; Mytilidae
Product: prolyl 4-hydroxylase subunit alpha-1-like
Exons: 12
Coding region: 239-1837 (532 amino acids)
Biological process (GO): peptidyl-proline hydroxylation to 4-hydroxy-L-proline
Cellular component (GO): endoplasmic reticulum
Molecular function (GO): L-ascorbic acid binding; procollagen-proline 4-dioxygenase activity; iron ion binding
Source: RefSeq, a predicted model, not a curated record